Molecule: messenger RNA, 738 nt
Organism: Brassica napus (rape)
Lineage: Eukaryota; Viridiplantae; Streptophyta; Magnoliopsida; Brassicales; Brassicaceae
Exons: 3
Coding region: 1-738 (245 amino acids)
Source: RefSeq, a predicted model, not a curated record
AUGUCAUGGUUUUCUUUAACGGGAGCAGCGACAGCUUGCAUGGGAUCUCGGAGUGUCUUUGAUGACUUUGCUUCCUGGUCGGGACUGGAAAUGAACCCUUCUAAAACUGAGCUCUUUACGUCGGGUCUCGAUCAAGGCGAAUCAAUAGCUAUCUCCAGAUAUGGAUUCACCUCCAGUGCUCUCCCCAUCCGGUAUCUUGGGCUGCCACUGAUGAGCCGAAAGCUUAAGAUUGGGGAGUAUGCGCCGUUGAUUAACAAGAUAACCCUCAGCUUUCAAUCAUGGAACGCUCCUUUUGGACCAUCGAGAGCCGUCAACUAUAGACUCUUGGGCUUGGAGAAGGCUACUGAAGCUCCGCGAUCUGGCUCUUCAGUUUUGCAAAGUGUCGCUAGGUCCUCAACGACAUGGAACAUUUUAAGGCCAAGACAAGAGGAAGUGGACUGGCAUGAUGUUGUAUGGUUCAAGGGAGCGAUACCCAAGCACUCUUUCACGAUGUGGGUGGCCAACUACGACAGACUGCUUACUAGGAGCAGGCUAGCGGCUUGGGGAAUGGCCAUCGCUAUGGACUGCCCCUUCUGUUCGAGGAGCAUAGAAACCAGAGAUCACUUGUUCCUGCGAUGUGAGUACAACCUUGAUGUUUGGAGAGAGGUCUUCAUCAGAUGUCAUCCUCCGGUGUCUAACCUUUACGGAUUGGUCAGAACUCUUAUCUUGGAUAAGAGCUGCUGGGGCCUGCAAAGCUGA